CCCAGCCUUGCUCAGCCCCCAACACCAGCCUCUGCUUGGUCCCGGGCAGCAGGAAACAAAACCUGGCCACCCCACAAAGCUCGGGACAGCAGAUUCCUGCUUUGCCCGAAAACCCAGCCAGGCUGGUGUCUUCCCAGCUGGCUCAGCCGGCUCCCAUGCACAAAAGCAGCAGUUUCUGCCCCUUCACGUGGGACCAAGAGCUUCUCCCAUGCGCAACUGGAUCCCCUGGGGACCAUGUGGACUGCAUCCAACCCCCAGGCUAGGGACUCCACCAUUUGCCCUGUGCACCCCAGCAAGACGCUCUAUCGCUCCUGUCCUCCAGACAAACCCCAGGCUGUCCCAGCCAGCCUUUGCACAGCUGCAUCGCAGGUCUGAAAAAGGGUGAUGUGCUUUUUGCAGAAGCCAAAUGCCUAUUCUUUGCCCCACCCAAGCAUAGGCCCUGAGAACAACGUCUGCCCUCCUCCCAUAAGCCGACGUCAGUUGCUGACUUAAAAAGGAAGCUGCCAAACUCUUAACACGGUUUUCAUCAGCUUUCGCUUCGUCCAUCAGCCCAGCCUCAGCCACAUCCCCACUUCUGCACAGCCCCUGCACUGCCAGGAACCCCCUGCAGCCAAAGCAAAAACCACACAAGGAGCUGAGAAGGCUCCAGACCCGACUUCAACAACUUUUCAAGCUUGGGAGAUUGUUGAGCGUCUGGCAGCAACGCUGAGAGUAAUCGCCUGUGUGGGAGGUGACUAAACCCAAAGAGACAGAAAGACAACAAACGUGCAAAUGACUGGGGCAGAAAUAGCUGCCCCAUCGGUAAUAUUUGCUGCAGAGACACUUUUGGAGAUCUUAGUGGGAAACUGAAAUGACAGAGGUUUCACGCAUUGCUUAAGCUGAAUCCUUCCUUGGCUCCUUUUAAAGUAUCCCUGGUAUCAGCAACCAGCUCCAGAGGUUGGGACUCCAGGUGGGAGGAAGGAACAGCAGUGUAGGUGGUGUGCUCCUGGAGCAGUCCCUUGCACUCCAGCCAGCCCAAAGCAUUUUCACCCCUCAUCGGUGUGUCCCUCAGUGCUGGGACGUGGGUCAGCACAGCUCCCCACUGCAGCACACACUUUCUCUCACCCCUGGGACAAAUGGCUGCUCUCAUUGCAGAGAACUUCCGCUUCCUCUCCUUGUUCUUCAAAAGCAAAGAUGUGAUGAUCUUCAAUGGUUUGGUGGCCCUGGGCACGGUGGGCAGCGAGGAGCUCUUCUCAGUCGUUGCCUUCAACUGCCCCUGCUCCCCUGCCCGCAACUACAUCUACGGGCUGGCUGCCAUCGGCGUCCCAGCCCUGGCCCUCUUCCUCAUCGGUGUCAUCUGGAACAACCACACUUGGAACUUGGUGGCUGAGUGCCACAAACGUGGCACCAAGAACUUCUCUGCUGCUGCCACCUUCCUCCUCUUUGGCUCCAUCAUGGGCCGGGCGGCUGUGGCGCCUGUCACCUGGUCAGUCAUCUCACUGCUGCGUGGGGAGGCUUACAUCUGCGCCCUCAGCGAGUUUGUCCGGCCAUCCUCCCUGGACAAGUUCCCGGCUGAGUAUGGGGCUGAGGUGCUGGCCAGGUUCCCCUGUAAAGAUGUGCCCGAGAACCUCACCAAGUUCAGGGACGAGGUGACGCGGAGGCUGAGAUAUGAGUCCCAGCUCUUCGGCUGGCUGCUCAUUGGCAUUGUCGCAGUCCUGGUUUUCCUCACGAAGUGCCUGAAGCACUGCUGCUCGCCACUGAGCUACCGGCAGGAGGCUUACUGGGCCCAGUACCGCUCCAACGAGGACAAGCUCUUCCGCCGCACGGCCGAGGUCCACUCCAGGAUCCUAGCAGCCAAGAACGUGAAGCAGUUCUUUGGCUUUGUGGCACUGGACAAGGAAGAGAAGGAGCUGGUACAGGAGUUUCCGGUGGAGGGUGUCCAGCCGAGCCCACAGUGGAAUGCCAUCACGGGUGUCUACAUCUACCGGGAGAACAAGGGCUUCCCCCUCUACAGCCGGCUCCACAAAUGGGCGAAAGGGGUAGAAGGGAAUGGGCCAAGCCCAGAAGGCCAUGAAAUGCUCUUUUUGGCUUCCUAAGACAGAUAGGCAUUGAGAGUGGUUCCCCAGACCGCCUGGCAGGCUAACCAGUAUUGGUGUGCAGCUGAGGGAUUCACUAGGAAUAUUCCUCCCAGGAGGAUUACUUCUCUCAGUGAGUAAAUAGGGAUCAACAGCCUGAAGGUAGAGGCUGAUAAGCAGUACACUGAGCUGGGGAGCCCCUCCCUUGGAGACAACUGUCUCAUCUCUGCUCCUGGAGAGACAAGAGGAGCAAAGAGCAGAUGCACACCUUACCUCCGAGCUGCCAGUACACCCUGCUGCCUAAUGCACCAGCAGAGACCUCAGGGAGCAAGAGGUGGGCAUGACAUUUCUAGCCAUGACUCCUGCAGCCCCACCAUCUGCCCCAUGGCAGGGUUAAUCCCAGCCAUCCCACACGCCUACUUGUUUUAUCGACAUCGGUAUCUUCUUCUGCAGUUGUGCAAUGCCUGUUACGCAGGCAGGUCCUGGAGCACUUAUACAGGCUUCACAGUGCAGGGAAAAAGAGAGAAGCAGCAGGUAAAUUCCUGUGGCAAGGGAGAUGCAAUGGCACCUGGGAAGCAAUGAGUCAGUAAUACAGCAACACACUGAAUAACCGAGACACCAAGGCAGAAGGAAUCACCAAUAUUUGUGGUAUUCAGAAAAACACUCUGUAAUUACCAAGUUGGCAUUUAUUUGGGUAGGACACCAAACUCCCUUUGUUCUCAGUCAAUUGCCUGGCAAUCUCUAAGACCAAACGGUUGCAACCAUGAGUUUAUAAACCUGGAAGAUGGCACCAUCAGCAAAAUAGCUUUUGGGCGAGGCAGAAGCUCAGAGCAAGCAGUACUUGCAGUAGCCACACUGCUGUCUGCAGCUCAUUACAUUGCUCAUCCAACCAUUGGAUGAGAGUCCCGCUUGUUUGGGUUGCGAGUUGCAGCAAAACCUCAACCAGAAUUAGAUUUACAUAUAGGUAUAUAUACAUGUGUGUAUAUAUACAUAUAUAGUGCGUAUACUAUAUAAUUAUAGUUAGUUAGCUGUAUUAAUGGAGCAUCUUCCUUGUAAGGAAAGGGGAAGUCAAAAGGCCAGAUCACAUGUACCCAUCUGCUGCACUGGGGCUGCAGCCCUGCAGUGGUAAGAGACAGUAGGAAUGGAUGGGGAGAGCAGCCCUCUCCCUGCCAUUCUACUACUGAACUUUCUUAAACCCUUUCCACUGCCUUAAAUGGUCCCCACAACAGACGGUCUCUUUUAUGGAGAGAAUUGCACUCUGAGAAAGCAAAGCCAGAGAGGUGUAAAAUCACUGCCCUCACCGUGACACUAUGGCUUCAAGGCUGCCCUUCUGCCACUGUGCAGUCCCUUUUCUCCUGCGGGUCAGUGCUGUGUACCCAAAACUGUUUCCAGAGUUGGCAGGACAACGGAGUUUGUUUUUCCUACUUCUACUGUUUCUUUACAGGUACAACUUCCUUUUACACUGUGCUAUUUACCAGAAAGCCUUAAAUUGUUCAAAAAAUGGCUCAAACCCACAGAACUCAGAGGGGCUCACCCACAAGGAAAUUUGAAAUAAAUUAUUAAAUGAGAGUUAUUUUUCAUUGCCUUCUUUUUUUGGGGGGGCACAAAAGCAUAUUCUAACAUUCUCUUUGAACCCAAGGACUAGAUAUUAUCUCUGUUAAAACUUUCAGUUCCUAGCCUAUGGAGAUGGCCCCAGGAUGAGAAGGUUUUAAAGUAUUACCAUAUAUUACAAGUUAGUAACACUGACUUUUAGUUAUUCUUGCAAUGAGUAGCACAGAUCUUGUACAUCAGAAUACGUAAUUGCUGAAAAGGAAGGAAAAUGUAUUUAGAAACCUUUUUACAAAUACCUUCCCUUGCAAGAAAGAGCUGGAGGGUAUUCUCUUGCUUAGAGAGGCAGGAACACCACCUAAUGAGCGAGGCAUCCCAGGAUCCCUGUUCAGCUUCUCUACAGAUUUGCCUUGCAUUUGUGGAAAGGCUUGGCUCCCAGCCUCACCAUCAAGUAAUCUGCAGGAAUGAUCAGAUGCAAGUUAAAUGAAAUUGCAUUAACUUGAGAUGAAAGAGAGUUCAUUUGCAUUUCUUCUUGUUGGCCUUCAGGUUCGAACAUGCAGACACACAUAUCGCCACCCACAUGCAGGUCCAGCAGAAGCCAAGGAACUUGCUGAAACAAAGCAGCACGAGUAUAUGCCUGUCCUUACUUCCUUUACUUCCCUUGCCUGCCUCCUUGAUAGUCCUAGUUGUUCCUUUGAACCACCUCCAAUCCAGUUCCUUCUCCUCCCCUUCCCUCCUUUGAAGCACACGUAAUGCUUGAGAAUAGAUUUGUUUAUCCGACGAAUAAAC
This is a messenger RNA of Phalacrocorax carbo (great cormorant), 4391 nucleotides long. Lineage: Eukaryota; Metazoa; Chordata; Aves; Suliformes; Phalacrocoracidae. The record is from RefSeq and is a predicted model, not a curated record.